Messenger RNA from Eublepharis macularius, 3236 nucleotides. RefSeq names its product frizzled class receptor 8 (gene FZD8). The coding region runs from base 502 to 2562 and encodes 686 amino acids. Gene Ontology annotation, cellular component: plasma membrane. The transcript has a single exon. Gene Ontology annotation, biological process: non-canonical Wnt signaling pathway; canonical Wnt signaling pathway. Gene Ontology annotation, molecular function: Wnt-protein binding; Wnt receptor activity. The record is from RefSeq and is a predicted model, not a curated record. NCBI's taxonomy places the organism in Eukaryota, Metazoa, Chordata, Lepidosauria, Squamata, Eublepharidae.
GCGGGUGAAGUUGCGCGCAGGGGCCGGUGGCGCUCGCUCAGGUGGCAGCGGCAGGAGCGCGCCGCGAACCGCCCGCGGCCGGGCAGAGAGCGGCGCCGCGCACGCCCGGGAGGGAGUCCCCGCCGCGCCGGCCACCGGGGCAGCGUGGAGCGCCUAGCACCGCCGCCGCCGGCCAGCAACCUCUGCCAUCUUGACCCCGGGAAAGUUGGAGCCAGCCGGGAGAGGAGGAUGAGCGCCGGGCGGAGCGGAGCGGACUGAGCCGCCCAGCCGGGCGGGAGUGAGAGAAGCCGCCGCCGCUCCCUCCUGGCCGGAGCGCGGACUUGUCGAGAGGGGGGAGCGAAGGCGGCAGCGACCUGGAGGCUCCGCGGCGCCUGGGAGAGGUGGCGGCAACUGCGAGGAGAGCGCAGCAGCCCGGCGCCCCGCUGGCCGAAGGGGGACGAGCGCGGCUGGCUGGGGCGCUGCCGGAGGAGCCGGUCCGGUCGCGGCCGCCGCUCGGCGAGCAUGGAGCGGAGUUACCUGCUGGCCCUGGCCGUCCUGCCGCUGCUGCUGCCGGCGUGGUGCCCGCGGCAGUGCUGUAGCUCGGCCGCCUCGGCCGUGGCCGCGGCCGCGUCGUCCUCUUCCUCGUCGUCCUCGUCGUCCUCGUCCUCGUCGCCGUCGUGCCAGGAGAUCACGGUGCCGCUGUGCAAAGGCAUCGGCUACAACUACACCUCCAUGCCCAACCAGUUCAACCACGACACGCAGGACGAGGCCGGCCUGGAGGUGCACCAGUUCUGGCCGCUGGUGGAGAUCCAGUGCUCGGCCGACCUGCGCUUCUUCCUGUGCAGCAUGUACACGCCCAUCUGCCUGGAGGACUACAAGAAGCCGCUGCCGCCCUGCCGCAGCGUGUGCGAGCGGGCCAAGGCCGGCUGCGCGCCCCUCAUGCGCCAGUACGGCUUCGCCUGGCCCGACCGCAUGCGCUGCGACCGCCUGCCGGAGCAGGGCAACCCGGACACGCUCUGCAUGGACUACAACCGCACCGAGAUCGCCACCGCCGCGCCGCCGCCACCGGCCCAGCCCAAACCCCCGCCGCGCAAGCCGGGCGGCGCGGCCAGGAACCCGCCGCCGCCGCCCGCCGAGCCCCCGCCGCCGCCGCCGCGCAAGGGCCGCCCGCCCGCCGCCGCCCCCUGCGAGCCGGGCUGCCAGUGCCGGGCGCCCAUGGUGUCGGUCUCCAGCGAGCGCCACCCGCUCUACAACCGCGUCAAGACGGGCCAGAUCGCCAACUGCGCCCUGCCCUGCCACAACCCCUACUUCAGCCCGGACGAGCGCGCCUUCACCGCCUUCUGGAUCGGCCUCUGGUCCGUCCUCUGCUUCAUCUCCACCUUCGCCACCGUCUCCACCUUCCUCAUCGACAUGGAACGCUUCAAGUACCCCGAGCGGCCCAUCAUCUUCCUGGCCGCCUGCUACCUCUUCGUCUCGCUGGGCUACCUGGUGCGCCUCGUGGCCGGCCACGAGAAAGUGGCUUGCAGCGGCGGGCCGGCGGCGGCUGGAGCAGGGCCCGCCGGGCCCGCAGGGGGCGCUGCAGGAGCCGCAGCGGCUGCAGUAGGAGGGCGUGGGGCAGCAGGGGGCGCCGCAGAGCUCCAGCCAGAGCUGGCCGUGGCGGAGCACGUGCGCUAUGAGAGCACAGGCCCCGCCCUCUGCACCGUGGUCUUCUUGCUGGUGUACUUCUUCGGCAUGGCCAGCUCCAUCUGGUGGGUCAUCUUGUCCCUCACGUGGUUCCUGGCCGCCGGCAUGAAGUGGGGCAACGAGGCCAUUGCUGGCUAUGCGCAGUACUUCCACUUGGCGGCUUGGCUGCUGCCCAGUGUCAAAUCCAUUGCUGUGCUGGCCCUCAGUUCAGUGGAUGGGGAUCCCGUGGCAGGCAUCUGCUACGUGGGCAACCAAAGCUUGGAGAACCUGCGGGGCUUUGUGCUGGCCCCCUUGCUCAUCUAUUUGGCCAUUGGUUCCAUGUUCCUGCUGGCCGGGUUCGUGUCGCUCUUCCGCAUCCGGAGCGUCAUCAAGCAGCAAGGGGGCCCCACCAAGACGCACAAGCUGGAGAAGCUCAUGAUCCGCCUGGGCCUGUUCACGGUGCUCUACACUGUCCCCGCGGCCAGUGUGGUGGCCUGCCUCUUCUAUGAACAGCACAACCGCCCUCGCUGGGAGGCCACGCACAACUGCCCCUGCCUCCGGGACCAACAGCCCGAUCAGGCCCGCCGCCCAGACUAUGCAGUUUUUAUGCUCAAGUACUUUAUGUGCCUCGUGGUGGGCAUCACUUCGGGAGUGUGGGUCUGGUCCGGGAAGACGCUUGAGUCCUGGAAGGCCCUCUGUACCCGCUGCUGUUGGGCUAGCAAAGGGACUGCUGCCGCUGCCGCUGGGAGCCUUGGAGCAGUUGGCGGAGGAGGAGGGGGCAUGGUGACUGCAGCUGCCGUGGGGGGACUGGGGGUUGGAGGGGGGUCCCUGUACAGUGAUGUCAGCACUGGCUUAACGUGGAGAUCGGGCACUGCCAGCUCUGUUUCCUACCCCAAACAGAUGCCCUUGUCCCAGGUAUAAAGGACAACUUGAGGAGGGGCAGAGGCCGUUAACUGGACUAUCCCUCCCUCUUCAUUAAUGAACUUCUUAAUGGCAGAACAAUGCAGCCGCUGGAGCCCCCAAGUGUCAGCUCCCUUUACUCUUCUGGCCUUUCGACUGUGUGCAGGGAACCACUUCCUUCAAGGCACCAGCAUACUUUGUGGAGGGAAUGGAAACCUUUCCAGGCAAGAACUUUCUAAGCCUCUCUUUGGACUGGCCAGAGACACCCCAACCCCAAUACACACACGCACACCUUUGUUGAAUGGGGCUUCUCUGCAUGCUCUUUUUCCUUUCUUCAAAAUCAGCUUGAAAAUCAGCUGUCUGAGAGGACUGCCGGGGAAGGGGGGAAGAGUUUUAAAUUUAAAAAAAACUGGCAGAUGCCUUAAACACAAUCAAACCUAUGUCUUAAUUAUAUACCCCAAAUAAAUACGGGUUUCUUAUGUUAAAGGAUGUAUUUAUAUAAUUAUUUGGUACCUUGUACAAAACGUGUAAAAUAUGUAUAUAUCCAAAUGCUAUACAGUCUGUACAUUUUUUGUAAAAAAAAAAAAAAGUUUAGAGGCUUACUCUUACACACACACACAUACACACACUUCCUCUCUCCCAAGAGCAAAUAUUUGAAUAUUCUAUUUUGUCAAUAAAAUAAUGAUAAAUGAUUA